Symbiodinium natans is the source of this 2364-nucleotide messenger RNA. The record is from the annotation of a GenBank genome assembly. NCBI's taxonomy places the organism in Eukaryota, Dinophyceae, Suessiales, Symbiodiniaceae.
AUGGAGCAGGUCAUGCCCGAUCAUGUGCAGUGGAUCAAGGAGAAGUGCUUGACCUUCCAGCCGGAGCAAAACAAGCUGACGUUGGCCAGCGGGCAGCAGAUCGAGUACGACGUCCUGGUCGUGGCAGCUGGCCUGCAGCAGAACUUCGGAGCAGUGCCAGGACUUCCAGAGACCAUGGGCAAGAACGGCGUUGCUUCAAUCUACUCCUUUCAGUACUCGCCCAGUGUCUGGACCAACAUCACUGGCAUGCAGAAAGGCAAGGCGAUCUUCACCAACCCGGCCACCGCCGUCAAUUGUGGUGGAGCACCGCAGAAGAUAUGCUACCUGGCCGAAGCCGCGUGGCGUGAGCGAGGAGUUCGCAACAGCAUCGACAUCGAGUUCUGCACAGCAACGCCAGGCAUCUUUGCGUGCCCCGAGUAUCGAGUCGCCUUGGAAAAGAUCAUGAAGUCCAAGAACAUCACGGCACACGUGAAGACGAACCUCGUCGAAGUGGACGGAGAGAGGAAGAUUGCGAUGUUUGAGAGGGAAGGUGGCGAGCUGCUCACGAAAGAGUUUGACUUCCUCCAUGUGACGCCUCCCAUGAGUGCUCCGGACUUUAUCAGGAACAGCCCCCUCGCAAACGCGGCUGGGUUCGUCGACGUGGACAAGGAGACGUGCCAACACACCAAGUUCCCCAAUAUCUUCUCCCUUGGGGACUGCUCCUCACUCCCAACUUCGAAGACCUAUUCUGCAAUCUCCUCUCAGGCUCCUGUGGUCACCUACAAUGUGCAGGCCCUGCUGGCCGGUGGGGAACCCACGUCUGCCUAUGAUGGAUACACAGCCUGCCCGGUGCUACUGGGAGACAGCAAGCUGUUGCUCGCCGAGUUCAAUGGCUACACGAUGGAAGCAACCCCGACUUUCAAGCCACUUGACCAGACGAAGCCCAACACCUUGUUCUACUGGUUGAAACGUUACGUCUUUGAACAUGUCUACUGGCAUUCCAUGCCACUGGGACGAUGGUAUGGCAAGUACAUGUGGUUCGAGCCCUCAGUUCAGCACAAGGUGAAUGCAGCAUCCAGCUCUCCCAAGGCGAGCCCGCCCUCGGAAACUGCCGCUCUGAAGGCUUCAGUCCCAGUAUCUGGCGCAGGUGAGGCCUCUCACGGUGCAGCUGCCGCUGCCGACAGCCUGAAGCCCGAGCUCUUCGGCGUGAGCACGCCGAACUUGCCGGGGGACGUCAGCCUUUCAGGAAACCUGGAUGUGGCGAUCCUUGAGCAGCUGGCACCACGCUACAAAGGUUGGCUCUACCUGAACCCAGAAGACAACAAACACUUCCACAAAAAGGAGCUCGAAGCUGCGGGCUGCAAGGUGGAGGUGGCGCCCAUCCCAAACCCCGCUGGCAGCCAGAAGGCUACCGAGGAGCAUGCGAGCGCAGUUCUCUCUGCCAUGGAUCGCCUCCCUAGGCCUUUGAUGAUCCAGUGCACGUCGGGCAACCGCGCAGGCGCUGCGCUGCUGCUAGCACAGGCCAAAGCCUUGGGUCACAACAGGGCCUCCGCGAGCCUCCUGGCGGAGGACUUGGACCUCAAGUUUUUCACCAAGUGCUCGGAGUGCGGCCCGAUCAAAGAUUGGGUGCUGGACCAGCUCCCCGGCGUCAAUGAGGAGGCCCAGUCCUCUACUGCAACCAGACAAGCAGCGGUCAUCGAGCAGCUUUUCGAUCCACAGGGCAGCUCGACCUUCACUUACCUCCUCGGCUGCUCGCAGAGCCAAGAGGCGGUGCUGAUCGACCCAGUCUUGGGCAUGGAGGGUCGGGAUCUUGGCCUGGCAGAGGAGCUUGGCUUCAAGGUGAAGUAUGUUGUCAACACGCACUGCCACGCAGACCACAUCACCUCCGGCGGCGCAAUCAAGAAGCUGCACCCGGAGGUGAAAACCAUGAUCUCGGAAGCCUCUGGAGCUGCUGCCGACAUCAAACUGAAGGAUGGUGACAAGAUCGAGUUUGGCCAAUAUGCCCUCCAAGCGGUUGCCACUCCGGGACACACCGAUGGCUGCAUGUGCUUCGUUCUUAACGGGCCAGAUGCGCCAAAGGCGGUCUUCACAGGCGACACUGUGCUCAUUCGAGGAUGCGGCCGAACGGAUUUCCAGCAGGGUGACGCGGCCCGACUCUACGACAUGAUCCACCAGAAGAUCUUCACUCUACCGGAGGACACCAAGAUCUACCCAGGUCACGACUACAAGGGCAGAAAUGUGUCCACCGUCGCAGAAGAGAAGAAAUUCAACCCCCGCUUGACGCAGAACAAGGAAGAGUUCAUCAAGACCAUGAAAGAGCUCAACCUGCCCUAUCCGAAGAUGAUGGACGAGGCGGUGCCGGCCAACCUGGUCUGCGGGGUCUGA